AUGGAGGUGAAAUUAUUGGUUGGGGAGGAAUGCAUACACCACAACACAAAAUAUGCCAGCUAUAACGGAGACAAUGGGGAGCUGUAUAGUUGCCAUUUUAGGCAAGUUGCAGUGAAAUAUGAAGCAGGGUCAGGUCUAAAUGGGAGCAUGGAUGCGCCAAUUAAUGUUAUAAAAACAAAUGCUACAAGGCUGGAGAUAAUUCCUACAAAGGAUUUACUGGGGUUACAGCUUUUAUUUUGGUGGGAAUGGUGGGGAUGUGAACGAGUGUUCUCAGAAACUCUAGAAGCAGAUCAAGGAAAAAUCAGAGCUCUAUCAAUUGAAGAAAAUUUGGAGUUGGAGAGGGAGCUUGCCUCCUUGAAUAAGCCUGCUGUGAAGACCAUCAGGACUAUCUAUGGAGACAUUUACGAUUGUGUGGAUCAAUAUAAACAGCCAUCUCUUGACCAUCCCUUGCUUAAAGAUCACAAAAUCCAGGCCGAGCUUUGCUCAGAAUUCAUCAAUGCUAGGGCCAGCAGGCCAUCAGGAAUUUCAUCAGUAUAUAUCGGCUUGGAUGAUGAAUGUCCAUCAGGAACCGUCCCCAUUCGGAGGACAACAAAGGAAGAACUGUUAAGAGCAAAAACCAGUUUCAGAAAACUUUUUCCAAGUUUUUAUCAGGCAAAUGCAGAUGAUAUAAUCAAGCCCAAAGAAUUUUUGGGACGGAAACAAAGUACAGUGUACCAUGGAGGUGCUGGAUACAUUAGUAUCUGCAAUCCUGCAGUCGAACCUGGACAAUUUAGCUCAUCCGUAAUUGCAAUUGAAGGUGGUCCUGCUGAUUCAUUCAGCACAAUCAGGGUUGGAUGGAUGGUAUACAUUGUUGAUGCGUGA
Messenger RNA from Pistacia vera, 861 nucleotides. RefSeq lists its product as uncharacterized. The record is from RefSeq and is a predicted model, not a curated record. The transcript has 5 exons. Lineage: Eukaryota; Viridiplantae; Streptophyta; Magnoliopsida; Sapindales; Anacardiaceae. Bases 1 to 861 code for a protein of 286 amino acids.